CAGUGCGCAGCGCCGGAAAAGGAGCCUAGUUUCCGGUUAAACAACAUUGACGAUGGUUUAUGUAUCAAACGGUCAGGUUCUGGACAGCAGGACCCGGUCGCCGUGGAGCUUGUCUUUCCUGAGCGAUCUCUUCUGGGGUGCCGUCGAGUUUAUUGGCUUGUUCUUCCAGUCUCUCGUUCAGCCAGAUCUGUCUAAAGAUGGACAGAGCAGUGCAUCGUCUCGUUUCAGCGAUGGCAGAGGUCCUCCUGGAUUCCCUGGGCGCAGACGGAUGGGCAGAAUAAACCACGGUGCGGGUCCCACCCCUCCUCCUAUGGGCGGAGGAGGAUGAGGAAGGUAAACGCCUGCACAGCGAUGCAGGCGCACAGGGGUGUGACACGCUGGUUUUAGCUGCAUACUGCUCAGAUAGGGCUCCGUUGCAGACGAUCACUCAGUACGUCACACUCCUCUUCCUACGGCUGCUGCUGCUGUCACGCAGUUUCUUGACGUUACUCUGGGAAUUCCUUGUCUGAGGGGCCAGAGGGACUGAUCAUGGCAGCCAAACCCCAGCCGCCAUCAUAGAAAAGCCAACACACACACACACACAUACACGUUACAUAACUUAUCUCUCUCUCUCUCUUUUUUUAGUAAUAUCUUCCGAAAGCAAUGUUGUAGUGGAUGUUGUAUGUACCCUUUGCAUCAAUAAAGUAAGUUAUAAU
Messenger RNA from Sinocyclocheilus rhinocerous, 695 nucleotides. Its product is annotated as selenoprotein K-like. The transcript is spliced from 5 exons. The record is from RefSeq and is a predicted model, not a curated record. Gene Ontology annotation, biological process: endoplasmic reticulum calcium ion homeostasis; calcium ion transport. NCBI's taxonomy places the organism in Eukaryota, Metazoa, Chordata, Actinopteri, Cypriniformes, Cyprinidae. Gene Ontology annotation, cellular component: endoplasmic reticulum membrane; Golgi apparatus.